Lachnellula hyalina is the source of this 2283-nucleotide messenger RNA. RefSeq names its product Metallothionein expression activator (gene ace2). The record is from RefSeq and is a predicted model, not a curated record. Gene Ontology annotation, cellular component: nucleus. Bases 1 to 2283 code for a protein of 760 amino acids. The transcript is spliced from 2 exons. Lineage: Eukaryota; Fungi; Ascomycota; Leotiomycetes; Helotiales; Lachnaceae.
AUGCUGUCAAACCCACUUCACACUCGACAACGACAACACCGACGACAAAAUUCGACACCAACGGCAUUCGAGCCAGUGAAGGCAAGCAACCUGCCUAAUAUCCAAAGACAUGGUCAUAAACGUGGCAUGAGCCUGGAUCAACGACGACGACAAACACCCCCGCAGGAGCGUACGGUAAGUAACACUAACCAAGGAUAUCAAACGACACAACAGCAUAUAUUGCGAGAAACGCAGCAGCAGAGACUGGUACGCCCGGGCCAGCAAUUCAACUUUGACAAUGACGAGAACUACCUAAGUUCACCAGCCGUCACUCCACAACGACAAUUAUUUGAUGCUGGAUGUAUGAAUUACGGGGAACGUGGAGCCAAUUCCCCGUAUUCCUCCUACUCCGGACCACUCAAUACGAUAAUAAACGUCGACCCUAGCAACUUCAAUGGGACCAACGACUUCAGUCUAUUCUCACCUGGAGCUUUAACUCCUUCAGCCUUUUUAGACUUUUCUACUAGCUUGGAAAAUCUCAAUGACACUUCCAACGGCCAAGAUGAAAGCAGAAGAUCUUCGAACGCGAGAAGGAUAAGUGGUGGUAUCGUUGGUAGAGUUGCUCAAUUUGAGAACCUAGCUAUGCAGUCACUACAACGACCAAUUACACCACCAAACCAGAAUUUAUCCAACUAUUUUCCACCUACUCCGAUGGACACACCUCAUGAACGGAUGAUCAAGCAAGAGCAAAUGAACCAUAGAUUUCUGGAUUCUUAUGAUACAUCUAUGGAGGAGACAUUAAAACCUAAAGGCAACCGAAGAGCUCGAGCCGUAUUCGAGGAUAUGAGAAAGGAAACAGAGACAAACCCCAUUCCGAGCCCGCCUCGUACUGAACCAAUGCCGACAGCAAACACCUUCGACUCUGCUCCCAUGCCGACUGCUAACUUCAUGAGCAUGUCAAAUCUCAAUGUGGAAUUCUUGAAGAACGAACAACAGCUUGACGAUAUCCAAUUUUCACCAACCUCCGCGGAUCUGUCUCCCACUAUGUCGUACCCUUCGUCUCCAGAAGUUUCUCACAUGCCACUGUUACAUGACCCAUUUCAGAACAAACCUAGAUUAGAUUGCUCUUCAGUGUACCCAGAGCCGCCAGAAGCACAUGGUCCUCUGGCCAGUUCCCCUGCUUCAAGUUCGCCGCAUCGACGAUCAGAAUCCGUUUCCAGCAUGAACAUUGAAGAGACUAUCACCGAUACCGGCAUAACCAUCGACCACAUCGCAACUUACAUUCAAGGGCCAGACCCGAGGGAUGGGAAAUGGGUUUGUCUUUUUCCGCAAUGCAAAAAGCGAUUCGGCCGGAAAGAGAAUAUCAAGUCACAUGUCCAAACUCAUCUUGGAGACAGACAAUUCCAAUGCCCACAUUGCAGAAAGUGCUUUGUUCGUCAGCACGACCUCAAACGACAUGCGAAAAUUCACAGCGGCGUAAAGCCAUAUCCCUGCCAAUGUGGAAACAGUUUUGCCCGUCAUGAUGCUCUUACUCGCCAUCGACAACGUGGGAUGUGCAUUGGUGCGUUCGAAGGAGUAGUCAAGAAGACUGUUAAGCGUGGAAGACCUCGCAAGAAUCGCCCAGACAACGAAGAACGAGUCAAGAAAUCAUCUCGCACUCGAAGCAAGAACAAAGCCAUGUCCUCUGCGUCAUCCACCACCGAAUACUCGGACAGCAACGGUGGCAACUCCCCGCGUAGUGAUAAUGAUAUUCUCGACGACAAGCCAUUUUCCGAUUACGAAUACACUCAAAGCUCUUCAGUCAUGCCAACCAGCAGUUUUGAUUACUCUCAAGUACAAUCCCCCGUAGGAGAUUGUGUUUCCCCUCAGGCAAUGCAGAACACACCUUCUCCAGCCGCAUUUAGUAGCCACUCACAAUUCUCCCACCGAGGCCCGAUAUCUGAGAAUAUUUCUUCGCCGCCUCAUUCUCCUGCAAAGAGCAUUCACAGCGUGCACAGCUAUCACUCUCCCCCUGGUCUCUGCGAGUCGUCAUCUUCCCCCGCUCCCAGCAACCAUUAUUAUGACCUCGACAACGUUUCCAAUCAUGGUGACGGGUUGACUGACGGGAUGAGUCUGGCUAACAUUUCUGAGCAUGACGACGAGAUGUUCCUCCAGGCAUUCGCAGCAUCAAGUGCAAACGGGAUGACACAGCUUGAGAGGGAUCCAGAUUUGCUGAUGGGAAAGCUCGAGGAUGCGUUUGGCGGUGCAGUGAAUGAGGACCUCUUCAAAGAUGACGGGGACCUGUUCUCCUUUGGGAGUCCCUGA